This is a messenger RNA of Pseudozyma hubeiensis SY62, 810 nucleotides long. Its product is annotated as oxidoreductase. The record is from RefSeq and is a predicted model, not a curated record. The coding region runs from base 1 to 810 and encodes 269 amino acids. Lineage: Eukaryota; Fungi; Basidiomycota; Ustilaginomycetes; Ustilaginales; Ustilaginaceae. The transcript has 2 exons.
AUGUCGCUUACAGCCGCAGCAAAGCAGAUCGUGGUGGUGGUCGGAGCCGGACCCGGGUUGGGCUUCAGCGUGGCUCGCAAAUUUGCCGAGCAGGGUCACCCUGUAGCGCUUCUAUCGCGUUCCAAGGAGCGUCUAGAGUCGCUGGCUGCGCAGAUCAACAGCCUCUCGGGACAGCACGGCCAGGCAGUGGCGUACGCUGUCGACGUCCAGGAUGAAGGGUCGGUGCACAACACAAUCGAGCAGGUCCAAGAGCAUUUCUCGAGCGGCAAGGCGGGAUCAGCCCAUCAAGGUGCGGCAAUCCACACUGGCAUUUUCAACCCGGGAGGAGGUUUUGUGCGAGCCGGUUUCCUCGAUACCAAAGCUAGUCAGGUCGAGGAUGCUUUCAAGACCCAAGUAUACGGCGGCUUUGUAUUUUCCCAGGCCAUCCUCAAGGCCAUCACCUCGAGCGCUGCAUUCUCUCAAGCGAGUGACGCAAAAGUGCCGCUGGGCAAUAUCUUUCUGACGGGCGCCACGGCUUCGAUCAAAGGCAGCGCCAACUUUGCAGCGUUCGCUUCGGCCAAGUUUGGACUGCGUGCGCUCGGACAAAGCCUGGCGAGGGAGUGGGGGCCCAAGGGGAUCCACGUCUCGCACUUUAUCAUCGAUGGUAUCAUUGUCACGGAACGGACCGACGCUCUGAUCGGCAAGGACUAUGCGCCCGAGUCGCGCAUGGAUGCAGAUGACAUCGCUCAGGUGUACCUCGACACAUUCCGCCAGCCUCGUAGCGUGUGGGGAUUCGAGAUCGACCUUCGUCCUUCGGUGGAAAAGUGGUGA